Molecule: messenger RNA, 8004 nt
Organism: Naegleria gruberi
Lineage: Eukaryota; Heterolobosea; Eutetramitea; Acrasida; Naegleriidae
Product: beta-ketoacyl synthase
Exons: 1
Coding region: 1-7977 (2658 amino acids)
Biological process (GO): fatty acid biosynthetic process
Molecular function (GO): phosphopantetheine binding; oxidoreductase activity; 3-oxoacyl-[acyl-carrier-protein] synthase activity
Source: RefSeq, a predicted model, not a curated record
AUGUCUACAACUACAAAUAAUCACAAUCAUAUCACUGCUGACAGUUAUGCCAUUGUUGGUCUUUCCUGUCGUUUACCUGGAGCUAAAGAUAAGCACGAAUUUUGGAAGCUCCUCACUGAAUGCCAAGAACACAUUACCGAUACACCUGAAUGGAGAUGGAAAUCUCAAAAUUGGGAAUCUACUGAUGCUUCCAAUGUUCCUGGAUUAAUGUCUUCAUCUCGUGGUGCUUACAUACCCGAGGAUCAAAUCAAGGCUUUCGAUUGUAGUGUUUUGGGUGUUGGUCAAAAAGAAGUGGAAGUUAUGGAUCCACAACAACGUUUACUUUUAGAAUUAACAUGGGAAUGUUUAGAAGAUGCUGGUAUUAGACCAAAGAAAGAUAGCACAAAUGGUCAUUUGUUCGAUGAAACUGGUGUCUUUAUCGGUAUUGGUCAAUUGGACUUUUACACUGUUCAAUUGGAUAACAAUAAUUUUGAAAGAAUUACUUCAUACACUCACAAUGGUAAUACUUUGAGUAUUGCCUCUAACCGUAUUUCAUUCCUCUAUGAUUUUAGAGGUCCAUCUAUGAGUAUUGAUACUGCUUGUUCAUCUUCUCUCGUUGCAGUUCAUCAAGCAUGUAUGAGCUUGAAGAAUAAUGAGUGUGAAAUGGCUAUUGCAGGUGGUGUCUCUUUAAUCCUUUCUCCAUCUCCUUAUUGCGAGUUUAGUAAAGUUGGUGUUUUAUCAAAGGAUGGUAAGUGUAAACCAUUCGAUGAAUCUGCCAACGGUUUCGUUAGAGGUGAAGGUGCUGGUUUAGUUGUUUUAAAGCCAUUGAAGAAGGCUCUUGAAAGUGGUGACCGUAUUUAUGGUGUCAUUCGUGGUUCAAGUGUCAAUGUUGAUGGUGCUGCUGAAGAUUCUUUGAUCACUCCUUCCUCAAUUACUCAAGCUUUGAAUAUUAAGAAAGCUUAUGAUAGAUUACCAGAAGAAACUGCUAGUAUCUUGUCACCAUUCGAAGUUGAUUAUGUUGAAUGUCACGGUACUGGUACUGCUAAGGGUGACGUUGUUGAAACUGUUGCCAUUGGUGAAGUUCUCUCCGGUCCAAAUAGAUCCAAACCAAUCUAUGUUGGUUCUGUUAAGGGUAAUAUUGGUCACUUGGAAUGUGCAUCUGGUGUCGCUGGUUUAAUUAAGGCUGUUCUCAUGAUGGAAAAGAGACUCUUAUGUCCAGUUGCCAAUAUUAAAAAGUUGAAUCCAAAGAUUCCAUUGGAUAAGUAUAAUAUGAGAGUUGUUACUGAACCAAUUCCAUUGGUUAAGAAGAGAGGUUCCAAGCCAUUGGUCUUUGGUAUUAACUCUAUGGGUAUUGGUGGUGUCAAUGCUCACGUCAUUUUGGAAGAAUUCGAGCAACCAAAGUUGGAAGCACCAAAAUUGCCAGAAAAGGAAAGCGAAAAGGUCAUGAUGAUGUUGUCUGCACAAUCCAUUCCAUCCCUCCAAAGUCUUGCUCAAGAUUUAUCAAGCAAGGAAUGUAUCCAUGAUAAGGAUUCUAUGAUUGAUGUCUUUACUGUUCAAAAUCAAUUUAGAUCUCAUCACAAAUUGAGAAGUACUAUCAUUACUAGCUCUGUUGAAGAUUGUGUCAAACAAUUGAAGACAAUUGCAUCCGAAUCUGCUGAUACUCUUAGAUCUAAGGGUAUUGUACAUAAUUCAAAUAGAAGUGAUAAGGGAUUCGUCUUUGUCUUCCCAGGUCAAGGUCCACAAACUAAAUCCAUGGGUAUCCAACUCUAUAACAAGUAUGAAAUUUUCAGAAAUUGUUUGGAUGAAUGUGAUAGAUUGUUCAGUCAAUUGUCUGGAUGGUCUCUUGUUGGAAAGUGGAUUAAGGAACAAUGUUUAACUGAUGAUGAUAUGGAUCACCCACUCUAUGCUCAACCAGCUAUCUUCUUCCUCCAAGCUGGUUUAUAUGCCAUGAUGAAAGCUUGGAAUAUUCAUCCAUCUGUCGUUGUUGGUCACUCUGCUGGUGAAGUUGGUAGUGCCUAUGCUGCUGGUGUCUAUACUUUGGAAGAAGCCAUUACCAUCUUGUAUUGGAGAAGUACCUUGCAAGAAAAGACCUGUGGAUCUGGUAACAUGUUGGCUGUUGGUGUCUCUCCAGCUCAAUGUGAACUCUACUUGGAUGAAUAUUUGAGUGGUGAAGAUCGUUCUGCUGUUGUUGUUGCUGCUAUCAAUGGUCCUGGAUCAUGUACUUUGGCUGGUUCUCCUCAACUCAUUAACAAGUUGGAACAAGAUAUUUCCAAGGGUAAGGGAGUCUUUUGUAGAAAGUUGAGAGGUUAUUGUGCAUUCCACUCUCAAUAUCAAGAACCAAUUAAGGAAGAAAUGUUGAAUGCUUUGAAGAAUUUCUCACCAGUCAGCCGUGGUAAACCAACCCUCAUUCCACUCUACUCUACUGUUACUGGUAAAUUGUAUGAUACCACUGUUGAAAAUAUGGAUGAACACUAUUUGUGGGGUAAUGUUAGACAAGCUGUUCUCUUUGCUGAUCCAAUUACUGAUUUGUUAAAACAAGGUUACAGAGGAUUUGUUGAGUUGAGUCCUCAUCCAGUUCUUGCUGCUUCCAUUAAGGAAUGUGCUUCUGAAUUGGGUAUUGAAGAUACCAAGUGUUACUUUACUUUGAAGCGUUUCGUUGAUGAACAAGAAACUAUGCUCCAAUGUGCUAGAGAUUUAUUCGUCAAUGGAUUCAUUCACAAUGUUACCUUCAGAGAAAAUGUCAACUGGAAUCACCUUUUCAAUAAGGUUAAAGUUCCAUUCUACCCAUGGGAUAGAAGUCAAAUGAUUUGGAAUCAAACUGAAGAACAAGCUGCUGAAUGGAGAAGAGGUUAUCCAUCUAAUUUGGUUGGACACAAGAGUUUGAGAUCUGGUAGUGUUACAUUCCAAAAUAGAAUUUCAUUGGAUCACUUCCCUAACUUGAAGGAUCACGUUAUUCAAGGUGAUAUCAUUUAUCCAGGUGUUUCCUAUGUUUUAAUGUCUCUCCACGCUGCUGUUGCUCAAAUCAGAGCUAAUGAAAAGGACUCUGAACAAAAGGAACUUCCAAAGCAAUUCAUUUUGCAAGGAUGUGACUUUAAGGGUGCUCUAUCCUUAUCUCAAACUGCACCAGGUGGUUUCAUUGUUGAAACUGAUGUUACUCCAUUAGUUCACGGAACUCAAAAUAGUCAAAUGAUUGAAAUUAAGAGUAAGAGAGGUUUGGAAGAUUGGCUCGAUCACUAUAAGUGUUUCUUGAGAAUGUUGCCACCAACCAAUUUAAAGACUCAUCCAAACUUGGAUGAAGUCAAGCCACGUUGCAUGGAAGUCUCAAUGUCAAAGAAUGAACUCUACUCUAAAUUGAGAAAGAUGGGUCUUGAAUAUGGUCCAGUUUUCCAACAAUUGGAUAAGAUUUAUGUUGGUAAGAAUGAAGGUGUCAGUGAAUUGUCAUUGAAGAAGAAAUUCGAUGAAGGACCAAAGAGUCUCUUGGAUACUAAGAGACACAAGUCUGUUUUGGAAGUUGGUAUUUUGGAUUCUUGUUUGCAAUCAUUGAUCGCUAUUGCUGAAGAAGAUGCUAUCGUAUACAUUCCAUCUUCAAUUGAUACUUGUGUUUUGAAUACUGAAGUUUGUUUGAACCAAUUGGUCCCAGACAUGGAUAGUAUUUCAGUUUACUGCAAGAUGACUAAUCAAUCUCAAUAUGAACUUGAAGGUGACGUCUUUAUUUAUGGCCACAAGCAAGGUUCUAUUGUUCCAAUUGCUUCAUUCUUGUGCGUCAAGUGUAGAGCUAUUACUCAAGCAUCUUGUCCAACUGUCUUUACCAUUACUUCUAAUGAUUGUAUGUAUGAUGUUGCUUGGACUUCCGCCAAUAAGGAAGAAUUGACUGAAAUGACUGCUCCAGUCGAACAAGAAGAACAAUCUGUUGCUCAACAAUGGAUUGUUGUCUCUGAUGUUGCUGAAUCUGACAUGACCAAGGCUGUUGUCUCUUCCUUGUCUGCUGUUUCUACUACAAUUGUUUCUGCUGAACAAGCUGUUAACAUGCUCGCUCAAAAUCAAGAAAUUUCUGGUAUUGUGUUUGUUGCUAACGUUGCUGAAGAUAAUCAAGUCACUCAAGAAUCCAACUCUUGGAGAUUGAUGCAAAUUAUUAAGGAAAUGAUCAAGAUUGAACUUGACCAUGAAUCAUGUGAAACUAAAUUGUGGAUUGUCACCAAGGGUGCUCAACUCACCUACUCUGUUCCAUCAUCUGCUCAAUUUGUUGGUAUUGGUAGAACUUUCAGAAGUGAACAUCCAAACAUUAAGAGUUUCUUGUUCGAUUUCUCUGAAGGUAUCAACAUGGACAUUGCUUCCCAAACUAUUUCUAACCUCUUUGUAAAUUGUGACAAUUUGGAAUAUAACGAAUUGGCUUUAGCUGCUUGUGGUGACUUGAAGUAUUUGAAGGUUGUCAAAUCAACAUUGAUUCAAAAGCCAAACGCUCCAGUUACCUUAAAGUCCAACUCAAUUGGUUCAGUUAGUGAAUUGUCAUUCCAUGAAGUUGAAGAAUUUGUUCCACUUGAAGCUGAUGAAGUUAGAAUUUCAGUUAAGGCUUCUGCUUUGAGUUUCAAGGAUUUAAUGUUCUCAUUGGGUAGAAUUCCAGAUAAGGCUUUUAGAAGAGGUGGUAAAUGGAAUCCACCAUUCGGUUUGGAAUGUUCUGGUGUCAUUGUUGAAGUUGGCCCAUCUGUUACUGACUUUAAGAUUGGUGAUAAGGUUGUCUGUAUUGCUAGAAAAUGUUUCUCAUCCUAUGUCAAUGUCAAGUCAAGUCUCGCUAUUAAGAAACCAGAUUGGAUGUCCUACGAACAAGCUUCAACUAUUCCAUCUGCCUUCUUGACUUCAUGGUAUGGUUUGGUUCAUGUUGCCAGAUUGAGAAAGGGAGAAACCUGUAUGAUUCACUCUGCAGCUGGUGCUGUUGGGUUGUCUGCUGUUCAAAUUGCUAAUCACUUUGGUGCCGUCACCAUUGGUACAGCUGGUCGUGGUGAGAAGAGAACCUUCUUGGAACAAGAUGAAACCUAUAAGGUUCAUUACACUACUGAUUCUCGUUCAACUAGUUUCCGUGAUGAUGUUAUGAAAUUCACUAAUGGAAAGGGUUGUGAUGUUGUUUUGAACUCUUUGGCUGGUACUGAUAUGUUGUCUGCCAACUUUGAAUCAUUGGGUUCAUAUGGUAGAUUUGUCGAAAUUGGUAUUAGAGAUAUCUAUGAUGGUACUUGUGUCAAUUUGCAACAAAUGCAUCGUAACUUGACCUAUGCCUCAGUUGAUUUGGACAGAAUGAUGGACGAAAAGCCAGAACUUGUUCAACAAAUGUUCAGAGAAGUUAUGGAUUUGAUGGAGCAAAAGAGACUCUUCCCAUUGCCAUAUGUUGUCUAUGAUAAGGAAAAGCUUCAUGAUGCUUUCAAUUUUAUGGCUCAUGCCAAGCACAUUGGUAAGAUUGUCCUCAACAUGACCAAUGAAGAUUUGGAAACCUCCAUUCCAAGAUAUGAAAAAUUGAAGGAAGAAAUGCGUGGAUUGACCUUCUCUUCUGACAAGACUCAUUUGGUUGUUGGUGGUACUCGUGGUGUUGGUUUGUCCCUCGUUUUAUGGCUCAUUGAACAAAAGCAAGUUAAGAAUUUAGUCAUUCUCUCAAGAAGUGGUAAAUUGACUGAAGGUCAAUCAAAGGAUAGAAUUGAAGAAUUGAUCAAGACUGACUCUUCUUUGAAUAUUCAAGUUUUGCCAUGUGAUGUUUCUAACAGACAAAAUGUUGAAAAUAUCAUUACUCAAGUUCGUACCACUUUGAAUAUGCCACCAUUGGAAUCAGUUUUCCAUCUUGCUACUGUAUAUGAAGAUUGUUCCAUCAAUAACAUGACUGAAACCAAGUUCAACAAUGUCAUUCAAGCUAAGGCUGUUUCUGCUUGGAAUGUUCACCAUGCUACUUUGAAUGAAAACUCUAUCAAAUAUUUUGUCAUGUUCUCCAGCUUUGUUGCUAUCAAUGGUAAUAUGGAACAAUCCAAUUAUGCUGCUGCCAAUUGUAUUUUGGAUGCUCUUGCCCACUACAGAAAGUCAAAGAAUUUACCAGCAUUGAGUGUUAACUUUGGUGCCAUUGAUGAUGGUUUUGUUUCAAGACAAUACUCAACUAAGGUUAUUUUGAGAUCAAGAGGUUUCAUUUCUAUGCCAAUUCCACUCUUGGUUAAAUGUCUUGAAAAGGCAUUGAUUUCUCAACAAACUGAUGCUCAACCACAAAAGAUUAUCAGUUGUAUUGAUUGGAAGGAUCACUCUGAUAACUUUAAGCAUUUGAAGAAGAUGUUCGGUGAAUUGUUUAUUGAAACUGCUCAAGAUGCUGGUAUGGAUGCUUCUACUUCUCAAUUAACUGUCGAUCAAAUGAUUGCCACUCAAUUGGCCAAGAUUUUGGGUAUUCCAUUAGAAGCUAUUGAAAUUGCUGAACCACUCAGACAAUACGGUAUGGACUCUUUGAUGGCUACUCAAUUGAAGAACUGGUUGGAUAAGAUGUAUCCUCGUGGUUCAAUCACAACCAUUGAUAUCUUGAAGAAGGACACAACUGUCAAGUCACUUGCUGCUAAGAUUAUGGACAAGAUGGGAGCUGCUUCAUCUGAAAAGAAGGAAUCUAAGACUUCUAAAAAAUCUGAACCAGCCAAGCAAACCAAGACUGCUACUCCAACUGCUGUUGCCUCUGCUGCUACUCCAGUUCAACCAAAACCAGUUGUUGCUGAACAACCAAAACCUGUUGUCGCUCAACAAACUCCAGUUGUUACUGCUACCACAACAGUCACUACUACCACCACUGAUAACACUCCACUCACUAAGACUGUUGUUCCUGAAAGUGUUCCAGUUAAGGAAUUUGCUGCUCAUGCCAGAAAGGCCAACAUGAAGAACCCAAGCAAUGCUUACAUUCUUGGUAUUGGUGUUGCCAAUCCUCCAAGAAAGACUCAAGAAGAACUCUUCGAAGGUAUCAUGAAGGAUUACGGAACUGCUGACGAAAAGAUCAAGGAAAGAAUUCACAACUUGUUCAAGGGCUGUGAAAUUAAGGAAAGAUGUGUUGCUUUCGAUUUUACCAAGAAUUCUACCAAUGAUUUGAAGACUAUUGAAAGUAGAAAUGAUAUCUUCUUGAAGGUUGCCCCAGAAUUGGCUUAUCAAGCUGCUUCUAAGGCCAUUGAUGAAUGGAAGGGUGAUGUUAAGGAAAUUACUCACCUCAUUACUUGUACCUCAACUGGUAUUGCUGUUCCAAAUAUUCACUUGAAGUUUAUGGAUAGACUUGGAUUGUCUCACGCUGUUGAAUAUUUCCCAAUCAACAUGUCAGGAUGUGCUGCUGGUUUGAUUACUUUGAAGGCUGCUCGUGCUUUGACUUCUCUCAAUCCAAAGAAUAGAGUUUUGGUCAUUUGUAUUGAAUUGUCAUCUGUUCACUUUAGAAUUUCCAAUAAUACUGAUGAAAAGAUUGUUAGUGCCAUCUUUGGUGAUGGUGUUGCCUCAAUGGUUGUUGGUUCUCAACCACAAGCUCAAAAGGGUGAAAAACCUGUUUAUGAAUUAUUCGAUACUCACUCUUACACUACUCCAAAUACUGAUGAAUGCAUGACAUGGAAAGUUUUCCAUGAUGGUUUCCACUUGAGCUUGUCACCUGAAGUUCCACAAAUCAUUACCAACUCACUCAAGGAUUACAUUAAUACCUUGUUGAAGAAGUCUCAACACAAGGAUGAAAUUGUUUUGAAGGAAAAUUGUAAUGUUUUGGCUCACCCAGGUGGUAAGGCAAUCUUGUAUGCAGUUGAAAAGGCAUUGACAAUGAAUCGUGAAGAUUUGAAGGCCUCAUGGGAUAUCAUGACAAGAUAUGGUAACAUGUCCUCUGUUACCAUUAUGUUUGUAAUGGAAUUAUAUAGAAGAACUCAACAAUAUCUCAAUAAUGAAUGGUCUAUUGCUGUUGCUUUCGGUCCAGGUGUUUCAUCUGAAUCAAUUAUUAUGAGAAAUACUUGUGGUGGUGCUUCAAAUAGAUUGUAAAUUAAUUAAUAAGAAUAAUAAAUAAUA